Molecule: messenger RNA, 411 nt
Organism: Striga hermonthica
Lineage: Eukaryota; Viridiplantae; Streptophyta; Magnoliopsida; Lamiales; Orobanchaceae
Source: the annotation of a GenBank genome assembly
AUGCCGUGGUGGCCGCGGGCUGGCUCGGGAAGGCGCAAGUCAUAUUCUCUAUAUAUACUAUACAUAUACGAUACCGUCGUCCCCGAGCUCACCGCCCUCCGAUCCGGCUCCCCGACCAACGUCAUCUGCCUCUCCGACGACCUCCUCUGCAGCAUCUUACCCUUCCACGCUCUCAUCUUCUUCGACGCCAAGCACCUGCACUCCAAAUCUGAGCUCUCCCUCCCCGCCCUAAGAUCCGAAUUCUCCCUCCUCUCCUCCACCUCCCGAUCCAACAACUCCUCCGUCGAUGGGGCCAGCCCAGAAAUCUUCUUCUUCAACCUCGAAUUCCAGGAAUCUCGGUCUUCUUUCUCCGUCUUCGGCAUCAGCACCCUCCCACACAUCCGCCUCCUCUCUCCCGAUGUCGUCGAAUGA